Molecule: messenger RNA, 438 nt
Organism: Mycotypha africana
Lineage: Eukaryota; Fungi; Mucoromycota; Mucoromycetes; Mucorales; Mycotyphaceae
Exons: 1
Source: RefSeq, a predicted model, not a curated record
CGCAAAACAGCGGCUCGCUCCUUCCAACCUAUCUCAGACAACCAAGGUUUCCAGUAUCUCUACCUUCCCUGUCGCCUCAAGGAGAAAAUCUCUAUCGUGCGAGACAAAUUGGCAAAAUUGCAUAUCGCAACGUCACGAAUUCUCGAUAUCCAAUUCCCCACAAAGACAAUUGUAGGCCUUCUGGUACACAAUGAUUAUGUCCCCACCAUCCGCAACCGCCUUGCAAAGGCUAAAAUCUCCACGAUUGAUGAAUUUGAUCCCUUAUCUGGGACUAUCCUGCGCCACCCUGAGCUCCUCACCCUCUCUGAAGCUGACAAAAACGCAAAAGCUUCUGAAUUCCACACCAAACGCUGCCUACGAGCCCUCGAUUACAUCCGUAAACCUGUAGCUUUCUCGGUAGCUAAAACCUUUCUUGAAAACCAAUGGAUAACCCAAGAA